This is a messenger RNA of Sapajus apella (tufted capuchin), 2988 nucleotides long. It is a transcript of the gene ZNF169, whose product is annotated as zinc finger protein 169. Gene Ontology annotation, biological process: regulation of DNA-templated transcription. The transcript has 3 exons. The coding region runs from base 969 to 2897 and encodes 642 amino acids. The record is from RefSeq and is a predicted model, not a curated record. Lineage: Eukaryota; Metazoa; Chordata; Mammalia; Primates; Cebidae.
GGAACAGUAUUUUUAAUGGUGAAAGACUGCUUUCUUUCCACGAUUGGGAACAAACCAAGGUUUAUCUGUUCUUACCACUCUCAUUCAACAUAGUGCUGUAAGUUCUAACCAUAGUAAUAAGGCAAGAAAAGGAAAUAAAAGACAUACAGAUCAUUAACAAAGAAAUGAAACUGUUCCUAUUUGCAGAGAACGUGAUUGUCUAUGAAGAAAAUCUCAAGAAUGAAGGGAAGAAAAGCUUUUAAAGCUAAGUAAGUUUAGUCAGGUUGCUGUAUACAAGGUAAAACAGACAAUUGUAUCACGUCAUAACAUGAACAUAUGGUCACUGAAGUUAAAAUACAGUACCAUUAAAAUUACUAAGAAAAGAAGAAAGCUGAAGAAAUUCUUAGGUGUAAAUCUAACAGAACAUGUAGGGUCUGUUUGCUGAAACUCACAAAAUGCUGAUGAAAGAAAUCGUAUACUGUCUAAAUAAAUGGAGAAGACAUACCGUGUUCAUGGAUUUGAGGAUUCAACAUAAUAAAGAUGUAAGUUCUCACCAAAUUGAUAUACAGGUUUAGUGGAAUCCUAGCAAAAUUUCAGCAAGAGCUUUGGAGAUAUAGACAAGAUUAUUCUAAAAUAUGCAUAGAAAGGCACAGGCUAUUUUAGAAUAGCUAAAUCAACUUUUAGCAUGAAGAAUGAAGUGAGAGGAGUUGGUUUACCUGAUUUCAAGUCCUGCUGUUUGGCUGCAGUGAUCAAACCUGUGUGUUUGAUCAGUAGAACAGAGAGCCCAGAAAUAAAACCAGCAUCAAUGUAUGGAGGGGAUUAAUAGUCUUGAACAUAUGGAACCAGGUUUCAGGUUAAAAGCAGGAUCCAACAGUCUCACUUGGGUGCCCCAGGACUGCCUUCUUUCUGCCUUGACUAGUGGCUUAAGUUGGUUAGUGAGCCUGGCUGGCUCUUGAGUGAGCAGGGAUGUGUUUGUGUUACAGGCACUGAUGGGCUUCUGGGAUGUGGCUGUGGCCUUCACCCAGAAGGAGUGGAAGCUAUUGAGUUUUGCUCAGAGGACCCUGUAUAGGGAAGUGAUGCUGGGUAAGUUAGCCAUCUGGUCUCGCUGGUUAAGGCUGGCCUGUUUAAGGUUUCAGAUUCUGCUUGUGCACAUUUUAAGCUCUUACAUAGCAGCUGCCGUGCUUCUGACUUGGAAAGAAAAACAGUUUUUUCCCUAUUCUCCUAGAAAAUGCUCAGCUUUUAUAGUGAAGUUGUGUGUGUGUGUGUGUGUGUGUGUGUGUGUGUGUGUGUGUGUGUUGUGUGUAUGUGGUAUGUCUGACACUGCAUUUUCAGGGCUGUUUACCCUGGCUGGUCUCCUCCGAAUUGCAUUUUCCAAACCAAAGCUCAUCACACAGCUGGAGCGAGGGGACGAACCUUGGAGAGAGGAGAACAAACAUCUUCUGGACCUUUGUCCAGAGCCUAGGACAGAAUUCCGGCCCAGUCUUCCCCGCCUGGUGGCCUUUUCUAGCUCGCAGCUCCUUAGACAAUAUGCGCUAAGUGGUCGUCCUACACAGAUCUCCCCCAGCUCAUCUGCAGGAAAUGACUUCCAACUAGAAGCUCCAAGCUGCUCUAGUGAAAAAGGAGAAAGUGGGAAGACAGAAGUCGCUGACACCUCAUUACGAAAGAGGCCAAGCAGAAUUUCUAGGACAUUCUUCAGCUCACAUCAAGGUGACCCAGUAGAAUGGGUGGAAGACAACAGAGAAGGAGGAAUAGACCUUUGCCUGGCCCGGCGGAUGAGUCCUGGGGGCUCAGACACAAUGUUGAAGGGAGUAGGCACCUCAGAAUCUGGAGCAGUCACACGUGGAAAUUGUAGACUGGGACUUAGCAAAAAGUCAAGCCUGUUGAGCCACCAGAAGCAUCUUGUGUGCCCUGAAUGUGGGAGAGGCUUUUGCAAGAGAUCAGACCUCAUCAAGCACCAGAGGACGCACACCGGGGAGAAGCCGUACCUGUGUUCUGAGUGCGGGCGUCAGUUGAGUCAGAAGGCCUCGCUCUCCAUACACCAGAGGAAGCACUCAGGGGAGAAGCCAUAUGUGUGCAGGGAAUGUGGGCGACACUUCAGGUAUACAUCCUCUCUGACUAAUCACAAGAGGGUUCACUCCGGGGAGAGGCCCUUUGUAUGUCAGGAGUGUGGGCGAGGCUUCCGCCAGAAGAUAGCCCUCAUUCUACACCAGAGGACACACUUGGAAGAGAAGCCCUUCGUGUGUCCCCAGUAUGGGAGAGGCUUUUGCCAGAAAGCGUCACUCCUCCAGCACCAGAGCUCACACACUGGUGAGAGGCCCUUCCUGUGCCUUGAGUGUGGGUGUGGCUUCAGGCAGCAGUCACUCCUCCUUAGUCAUCAGGUCACACACUCAGGAGAGAAGCCUUAUGUCUAUGCUGAGUGUGGGCACAGCUUUGGCCAGAAGGUCACUCUCGUCAGGCACCAGAGGACACACACAGGGGAGAAGCCCUACCUGUGCCCUGACUGUGGGUGUGACUUUGGUCAGAAGGUCACCCUCAUCAGACAUCAGAGGACACACACAGGGGAGAAGCCUUAUCUGUGCUUGGAGUGUGGGCGUGCCUUUGGCUUUAAGUCACUCCUCACCCGACACCAGAGGACACACUCAGAGGAGGAGCUUUAUGUAGACAGGAUGUGUGGGCAAGGACUUGGUCAGAAGUCACACCUUAUCUCUGACCAAAGGACACACUCAGGAGAGAAGCCCUGCGUUUGUGAUGAGUGUGGGCGUGGCUUCGGCUUUAAAUCUGCCCUCAUCCGACAUCAGCGGACCCAUUCUGGGGAGAAGCCCUAUGUCUGCAAGGAGUGUGGGCGUGGCUUUAGCCAGAAGUCUCACUUGCAUAGACACAGGAGGACCAAGUCUGGCCAUCAGCUCCUACCACAAUAGGUCUUCUGACCUUUCCUUUCCUCGACAGGGUGAAGCUGGCAGAAAUCCUAGUAAAUGCUUCAGUUUCCUGAAAUGGAACAGAAACAAAAAA